UGCUUGUGCAAGGCGGCCCUGCACUUUCACUUGUGAGCAAAGAGCCAAGUGUGGGAGCUCACCAUGGUGGUAACCACCUCCCCACGACGCAGGCAGCCUUCACCAGAGGGAAGUAUCAGGUUCCUGUACUCGGCUGUGGGUUGUCACCAUCUAAUAAUAUGACCGUUUUGCCAUCUCUCUGCAAAUAAGGCAGAAGCUGCUACCUGAUUGGUAUAACAUCUCACUUUCCCUCUGCAUUGAUUUUCUUGUUCUCCUCCUUUGCUUCAUAAAAGAGGGACAAGUGGCUGGUGCUGUGGACAGAGAAGCUUUGUUUUUAGUAUGAGACAACCUCUAUUUUCUUUCAGGAGAGGGAAGUUGGAUUAUCAAUUCUUUUGUAAAUGUGUAUGGUGAUAUUUGCUCCGCUUUUUGCAAUCUUUGCAUUUGCAACAUGCGGUGGCUAUUCCGGAGGCCUGCGGCUGAGUGUGGACUGCGUCAACAAGACAGAAAGUAACCUCAGUAUUGACAUCGCAUUCGCCUACCCGUUCAGGUUGCACCAGGUGACGUUUGAGGUGCCUACCUGCGAGGGAAAGGAGCGGCAGAAGCUGGCAUUGAUUGGUGACUCCUCGUCCUCGGCAGAGUUCUUCGUCACCGUGGCUGUCUUCGCCUUCCUCUACUCUUUGGCCGCCACUGUCGUUUACAUCUUCUUCCAGAACAAGUACCGGGAAAACAACAGAGGCCCACUCAUUGACUUCAUCGUCACUGUGGUCUUUUCGUUCUUGUGGUUGGUCGGUUCGUCAGCUUGGGCAAAAGGGCUGUCUGACGUCAAAGUUGCAACAGACCCCAAAGAAGUCUUGUUACUGAUGUCAGCUUGUAAACAACCAUCCAACAAGUGCAUGGCUGUCCAUAGCCCUGUUAUGUCCAGCUUAAACACUUCUGUGGUCUUUGGAUUCUUGAACUUUAUUCUCUGGGCUGGAAACAUAUGGUUUGUUUUCAAGGAGACCGGCUGGCACUCCUCGGGACAGAGAUAUCUUUCGGACCCAAUGGAGAAGCACUCUAGCAGCUAUACUCAAGGCGGUUACAACCAAGACAGCUAUGGGUCCAGCAGUGGGUAUGGCCAGCAGGUGAGUUUGGGGCCAUCCUCAGAUGAGUUUGGCCAACAGCCCAGUGGCCCCACUUCCUUUACCAAUCAGAUUUAACAGAGUAGCAUUUGCAUUCUUCUGGAGAUAGCCUCACCACCUCCCGUUUCAGUGGCAGAAGAAUUUUUUAAGAGUUUCAAUGAAUUAUUAAUGCAGAGAGUAUUGAAUGUAAAUCAGAGAUCUGUAGCCCUCAUUAAGGCAGAAAGGCCUGGGUUGUGAUAAAUGAUACUUAAGACAUGAGAUGACAUGAGAAAAUAUAUUAUUCAUCAUAGAUAGCUAAUUGGAGAGUACCUUGUUAUAUAUACAGAUACUUUUAUGGUCGUUUUGUAUGUGUGUUGAGAUAGUAGAAACAUUUUGUAGCUUAAUGUCUCUAGUAUGUAAUAUGCAUAAAGUGUGUUAAAUAGCAUUGAGUUUUCCUAUGCAUUUUGAUGCAAAAGAUGUUAUAAUGAUUUCUAGAAGACAAUUUGGUGUAUCACAACAUGCAUGUCUUAUUAUUUUUUUAGUUUUAGGCCCUGUGGAACUGUGAGUCUCUAAGUAUUUGCUUCAGACAAUUACUCUGUAUUUUUUUUUUUACUUGAUGAAUCAAUGCUCAUAUGAUUUAGUGCAUGAAUAAGCAUUUUCUCACACAAUGAACAUUUGAACUGCAUUUAUGAAAAUUUUCCAGUUUGCACCAUGAAUCUGUUAAACAGACAUUUAAAGUAAUAUAUUCACUACUUUGUAUAUUUUGCAAAUUUGUCUCUCUGGCUUUACUCAAGUUCUGAAUGCAUUGUAACCAAGAUUUGGGUUUUUAUCACCCAUUAGUAGACAUUUAGUAUUACAUAUGGGAACUUCCCAAUAUUUAUUCUGUUUACUUAGCUAAACAUUUACAUUCUUGUAACCUUCUAUAGUGUUUUGUGGCUCUUAUCUUGUGGACCAUAAAUAAUAUGGCCCAAUAACUGUUUGUGUUUAUGGAGUGUUUUCUUAGCAUAAUAGAGAUGCAGAUAUAGACACCACAGUCAAGAUGCUGCCAUGCUAAAGUAUUAAUUUACAAAGGAUAUUCUGUAGCUAAUAUUUAUACUAGCAGCUAAACCUUUAAAUCCUAUUUUUUUUGUAAAGCUAAUAUGUUCCUCAAUCUAAUUAUUGAAAAUUCUCAAGUCACAGCUAAACUUACUGAUUACUAAUUCUGAUUUGAGUGUAACCCAUGAAUUAAAAAUGGCUCCCAAGUGCCACUCUGUAUCCCAAAGAAGUUUCUCAUGAAAUGUUCCCCGGAAUGUAUUCACUGUCAAGAAAAUGCCGAUCUUCGCCUCUUUGUUUUAACUCAACUGAAAUAGCAGGGCCCAGCGAAGAGGACAAGCUAAGCAUCUGUAUUUCUAGAUAAAAGUUGUUAUCAAUGUAUACACUCUUUGUGUGACUGGUGAUGUUGGAAGCAUUUUAGCACAAAACAGCCUUGUGUCUUAGAUGAUAUCUGUAACCAAUUUCUGGAUCUUGUUGGAUAAAUCUGUAUUGUGAUAUCUAUUUGACCUAAAUAAAGUUAUUGCGUACAAUGCUGGCUGAACAA
This is a messenger RNA of Microcebus murinus (gray mouse lemur), 2652 nucleotides long. It is a transcript of the gene SYNPR, whose product is annotated as synaptoporin. NCBI's taxonomy places the organism in Eukaryota, Metazoa, Chordata, Mammalia, Primates, Cheirogaleidae. Gene Ontology annotation, cellular component: synaptic vesicle membrane; synaptic vesicle. The record is from RefSeq and is a predicted model, not a curated record.